UCAUUGGUCCAUUUUCAGGAUACGAACCAAUGAAGAUGCGAUUUACAAGUUACGGCAGGUGCCCGUCCUUGACCUUACCACAUCGCUGAGCCGGCGGUUGUGAAUCAACAUUUGUGAAGGCGUGGACUCGUGAAUAAAGAAAAGUUACAAGAUGUCGGAACCUCUGAAAGUCUUGGUGACCGGCGCUGCUGGACAGAUCGCCUACUCCCUCGUUAUCGCCAUUGCCAGAGGGGAGGUGUUUGGUCCAAAUCAGACUCUUGACCUGGUUCUACUGGACAUCAAACCUAUGGAGGGAGUGCUCAACGGAGUGGUCAUGGAAUUACAGGACUGUGCUCUGCCUCUCCUCAACAGUGUCAUCCCCACCUGUGAUGAGACUGUCGCCUUCAAGGACAUCGAUGUUGCAUGUCUAGUGGGCUCCAUGCCCCGGAGAGAAGGAAUGGAACGUAAGGAUCUUCUUGCUGCCAAUGUCAAGAUUUUCAAGACUCAAGGCAACUCCCUGGACAAGUAUGCCAAGAAAAGUGUAAAGGUGGUGGUUGUAGGUAACCCAGCCAACACAAAUGCAUUAAUCUGUUCUAAAUAUGCUCCCUCCAUCCCGAAAGAGAAUUUCUCCUGCCUGACAAGACUGGACCAGAACAGAGCACAGUCACAGAUCGCCGCCCGAGUGGGUGUAAAAGUGGCCGAUGUCCGUAACGUCACCAUCUGGGGAAACCACUCUUCCACGCAGUUCCCCGACAUCAGCCGGGCCCAGGUGCAAGUACAGAACGAAUUGAAGGAUGUACGAAGUGCUGUCAAAGAUGACAACUGGCUUAACAAUGACUUUAUCACGACGGUACAGAAGCGAGGCGCUGCAGUCAUAGCAGCAAGGAAACUCUCCAGUGCUAUGUCAGCCGCCAAGGCAAUUUGUGACCAUCUCAGAGAUUGGUGGUUUGGCACCAAGCCGGACACUUUCACAUCAAUGGGCGUGAUCUCUGAUGGAUCCUAUGGGAUCGAAGCUGGUCUUGUCUACAGUUUCCCCGUUCAAAUUGCUGCAGAUAGAACUUACAAGAUUGUCCAGGGUAUUAAUAUCGAUAACUUUGCGAGGGAGAAAAUGGAUGCCACAAAGAAGGAACUCAUCGAGGAACGUGACCUGGCCAUCAGCGUCUGUCAAGAUUGACUGUUAGGACCCAAACUUUAAAAUCUCUGUACUAACACUUCAUGUAUUUAAGCCUUGGUGGUUGACAAUCUGCACCAUUGAAUGGUUUGUCUAUAGGGAUUUAUCUAGACCUGCUCGUCAAGUCUUCAGUCAGUGUCUUGACAUAUUCUCAAAAUCUAACUUAACACUAAUUGCAAAUUCAAAAAGGAAAUUUGCCCGCAAAGGUCUUUUAGUCAAGAAAUCUAGAUAAAUCCCUGGUCUUUCUUAACGAGUGAUUGCUAAUGAAAAUAUUAGAAAUUUUAAAAGGCACCAUAUUUUUUGUAAAUGUGUGUAUGUAUGUUUAACCAGUUGACACCAUUGUGUUGUUUACAGCAUUACUUAACACCUGUGAAUGCCGAGAUAGUGCCAGUCAUUGUGCUAGUCAUUAUACGAGUAAGUUUGUUACAGUAACCAAGUGUAUUAUACAUGUCUUUAAGAUCCGAUGUAAUCAAAAUACCUGUGAGUUGUGUGGAUGUUUGGUUUAUGAUUCCACAUCAGUACUUGAAUCGUUGAAAGUGGUGACUCAGUAAUAUGACUGUGGAAUGAAAUAUCAGGGCCUAAAUACUUGAACAACCCCUAUAUGAGACUUGUAUGCAAUAAGAGGUAUAGUUUUAUUGUGGUCACUUUAUAUUCCUUCUACUACGUAAACAGGUUUUGAGGCGGGUAUAUAGAGUGCUCAGAACGCCUUUCUGUUGAUUUACCCAGGCUCAUUUAGAUCAUUGUCAGUGCUACGAAAUAAACAAGAAAACAUUU
This is a messenger RNA of Haliotis rubra (blacklip abalone), 1924 nucleotides long. Its product is annotated as malate dehydrogenase, cytoplasmic-like. Gene Ontology annotation, cellular component: mitochondrion; cytosol. The record is from RefSeq and is a predicted model, not a curated record. Lineage: Eukaryota; Metazoa; Mollusca; Gastropoda; Lepetellida; Haliotidae. Gene Ontology annotation, biological process: malate metabolic process; tricarboxylic acid cycle; oxaloacetate metabolic process. Gene Ontology annotation, molecular function: L-malate dehydrogenase (NAD+) activity.